UGUCAAACACCAACAAUCGUCUGAAAUAUUAUCCCGGGCGGUACAAAACAGAGAAAAAAAACCAUCUUACUUUGCUCUUUUGUGGAAACAAGGACAACAGAAACAGACUUCGAGUUUACUUUGAGAAGUCAGCCUUUGGAAAUGUGGACUUUUCAACCGUUGCGACGAAAAACUUCUUGUUUUGUGUGUGUUGGUAGUGGAUCUCAGGCUAAUGUCUGUCAACGUUAGCGCUUGGUUUAGCUCGAGUUUUGUUGACAAACUAGCCAGUGAGCUAGUCAAUGAGCUAGCUGCGUUACAAACUUUGCUGUUUCGGGGGUUCGCUUGUCGUUUUCGAUAAAUGGAUCCCAGCUUGAACUCUUCUUUCAAACAUCUCUUUGAAAGAAAAACAGGUCUCCAAGGACUUACAGUACAUCUGUCAAAUAUGUGAAGUCCUUCUCAUCCUGGUGGACUCCUCAGUUACAAGCAGUGAGGAACUGGACUAGUAGGAAACAUCUUGGACCCAGCCAGGGCUUGUCACCAGGGGUGUCCUAAACCAAAUUUUAAAACUGAAGUCUAUGUGUGUGACAUAUUUCAACCCAGGACACAAACUGAGUAAAUCCUGUUCUGCCGUGGAGCCCUCGGCGCCGUUUAAACAAUCUAGUCUGCUUGUCAUGUGGGUACAUUACAGAAUAAGGCUCAUAUUACCCUCACUGGUAUCGCCAUCUUUCACAUCACCAUGGACCGGAAUAAACGCAAUUCCAUCGCUGGGUUCCCUACACGACCCGAACGUCUCAAUGAGGACAGGGACGGUAUCGGAGGGGUAGGGGUCGGCGAGAUGGGCAUGGGCCCAUCUCCACAGGUGGGCAGGGUGUGGCCAUCAUCCUACAGAGCCCUUAUCAGUGCCUUCUCCUGUCUUACUCGCCUUGAUGACUUCACAUGUGAGUGGAUUGGCUCUGGAUUCUUCUCUGAUGUCUUCAAGGUACGUCAUCGAGCUUCAGACCAAGUUAUGGCUCUAAAGAUGAACAAGCUCAGCAGCAACAGAGCUAACAUGUUGAGAGAGGUCCAGCUAAUGAACCGGCUUUCACAUCCAAACAUACUCAGGUUCAAGGGAGUGUGUGUCCACGAGGGACAGCUUCAUGCUCUGACGGAGUACAUCAAUGGCGGAAACCUGGAGCAGCUUCUCGACAGCAACAAACACCUGACUUGGCCCACCAGGGUGAAACUGGCCAGCGAGAUCGCCAGCGGUCUGGCCUACUUGCACUCUAAAGGCAUAUUCCACCGAGACCUCACCUCCAAGAACUGCCUGAUCAAAUGUGAUGAAAAUGGCUACACAGCGGUGGUGGGAGACUUUGGCCUGGCGGAGAAGAUCCCCACUAAUCUUGCCGAGGGAGAGAAGCUCUCGGUUGUCGGUUCUCCUUUCUGGAUGGCUCCAGAGGUGCUGAGAGAUGAACCCUACAAUGAGAAGGCCGAUGUAUUCUCCUAUGGAAUAAUCUUGUGUGAGAUCAUUGCAAGGAUCCAGGCUGACCCUGACUUCCUACCCCGCACGGAGAACUUCGGCCUGGACUACCACACGUUCCAGCACAUGGUUGGAGACUGUCCGCCUGACUUCCUCCAGCUGGCUUUCAACUGCUGCAAUAUGGACCCUAAACUCCGUCCAUCCUUCCCAGACAUCGUCAGGCACCUGGAGGAGAUUCUUGCUCGCCUUAAAGUUGAAGAGAUGGAGCAGGAGUGUGUCCCGCUCAGUGGGGACAACGACAAGAAGACUAUACCCAAAGGUGAAAAGAUCCAAGGCUUCAAGCGGCUGAACCCUCUCGGUUUCCAGGAUGACAAAAUCCCGCCGAAAUCACCCCGUCCCCGGCGCAACAUCUGGCUCAGCCGCAGCCAAUCGGACAUCUUCUCCUGCAAACCAAUAAGAAAAGUCAACGUCCAGGACCCUUACUAUAACCCACCCACUACUCAGCGAGCAUCCAAAGCCCGCAAGAUCAACCCGUUCACCGCCCGAGAGGACCUGUGCGGGGGCAAGAUCAAGUUUUAUGAUGUGCCCAGCAAGUCUGUCUUCUCGCUGGUGUUCGACCUCCACUCACCUCCGGGGAGUGUGUUCAGUAACCAGCCACCUGCUCAUGGACCUGUGGGGCCGCAACAGGAGGCGUCUUACUACUGGCAGCAGCUGCCAGGACGACAGUGCCACUCCUUACCGGUGUCCCCCCAACUGCCCCGCUCCGAGGUCUUCCACCUCGCUGCUGCUGUCAGCUCCAACAACAAUGGGUCUCUUACCUGUAACUCCAGCCAGCUGUCCACAACGCUUCCAGCGCCUAACUCCAGGUCUGACGCCGGCCUGACUGGAAACGACAUCCGACAGAAAGCGUUGCUGGGCGGCUGGGCGAAGAAAUACGUCGUGGUUGAGAUCCCACCUUACUGCAGGCAGAGAGGAGGAGAGGACGAUGGAGAGGUCGAGGGUAGGAAGGAGGGAAACAAGGAGGACUUGUCGGGGGAGAGCUGGUCAACGGUGGUCCCCAGCAGCGAGAGGGAGGACGGGGAGGCGAUGGACUGCUCCUGCAGCCAGGAGGCAGAGGAGGAAGGAGAAAGAGGGACAGACACCUGCCCGAUGUAACAGAUUUAAACCCAAACACUCACAUGAAGGGAGGCGGUGAGGAGGAUGUGCCGGUUUUCGGACAAGAGACGGGGACUCGGACUCCUGACUGUGAGGACAGUCAGGUAUACCGACGGACCGGGACGCAUUUCAAAGAUUUUGGAAAUAUAACGUAAAAAGAAAAGUAAAAGCACUUGAUUUUUAUCUCUCAAGUGAAUGUAUCACAUGUUCAAUAAAUCAAACGCAACUGAAUUUAGAUAAAUAAAUAUUUUUCAAAGCUGUUAUCACCCAGGUGUGACAGAACAAGGUGUUAGCACAAAAAAAAAAGAAGCUUUUAUCAACACGGUGGACACUCGGAAUAGAGAUUAUUUUUUUGAAAGGUUGUUUAUAUUUACUAUUGUGAGAUGAUGUAGAUUUUUUUCCUUGAAAGUUUCAUAUAUUAGGCGCCUUGUCUAUGAUAAGGGGCACUGAAGAUCCCUUGUGUUGUGUAUGUGUGAGUGUCUAAAAAUCAGAAAUGUGUUUUGAUACUUUCCCCUUUUGUUAGACAAGUACUUUAAACUAAAUCAAAAAACAUCGUCCACAUCCUUCGGAUAAAUGAGGCCGUGCGCUGACAUUCAGUGGAAAGAAUUAGAGAUGAUUCGUAAUAAAUGUGUGCCUGAAACACAACACGCAUUAGACAGAUGGCGAAUCUCAAACCAUCCGAGCAACCUCAAACCUGACUGCAGCGGUGAAAUGUUUUACAACAACAUGCCUCCUCGAACUAUUUCACGGGAGAAACUCUGCCUAAAAUCAACAGUGGUGAGUUUAUGAAGGAGAUGGUUUUAGGAAUUUAAGGACUUCAAGUACAUCAGUUUGGUUGCUACUUGAUGACAUAGGCCAUAAGUGCCACAGAUGAAGCAAGCUAACACCCUUCAGCAGUCAAAGCAUUCACGGGCAAGUGUUGUCGAGACAUCAAAGCCAGCACACAAACUUUCAGCAAACACGGAGCUUGUAAAUUUUUUUUGCAUUCGAAGCCGAGUCACCAAUUUCAUUUUUCAGUAUUUAUGAGUUUUCAAAACAGCCCCCUCUUGCAACUCUAAACACACGAUGAUGAUUGUCAAAAAUUAAAGCCAAAAGACAAACUGUUCACUCCAAAGCGGCCGAUGUUCUGCAAAAGUUACGUAGUCUUGCUUUAAAGUCAAAAUUGAAAUUUCUAGAAACUGGAUGCUCCUUUAAGAUGGGAGAUCAAUCUCAUGUGGAACUUGUAGCUAAAGAUAAACAUAAAGGCCAGCAGUAAUGUGAAUUAUAUAUGAACCAUACAGUAUACACAAAAAAUGAUAAUUCACAGUGUCAAAAUGCUACAAAUGAAACAGUGUCAUGAAACAAACUGUGAUUAAUGCUGAAACUCCACACACACACACGUAGUCGUCUAAAAAGCUGCCACAGGCUCAUUUUUUGAACAUGAUGCUGGGGCUUAGAUGACUGCAGGCCCAGGCUUUACUGGUCUCACUGUGGCGUAUAAUGUACCACUGGUGCAUGUACUGCCCCGCGCAUUUCCUUAAAAUUCAGUGUAUAUUUCCUUGUUAGUGGAGCACAUUUCAUUAAAGUCUCUGAUACUCCGAAACACUCUCUAAUGAGGUUGCUGCUAACAUUUGAUUGAAUUUUCAUUUCAAUAAAUUGGUGGUCUCAUGACAUUUUCUACUUUUAUUAACACGCUCCGAUGAAUGUCUUAAGCAGAUUUGGUGUCAGACUUCCUGUUUGAUCGUCACUGUUCUGUUGUCCACUUCCUGUGCUUCAUAGGUGUGGAAGGGGUGAGACCGCAGAGUUGAAUGUCACAGGUUAAAGCAUUUCUUCAGCUUUAAUGAGAGUCUCAUCUGGAAGGUGUGUUGCAUUAUAAAAUAAGAUUUUUACUCGUUAAACAUGAUGAACCGCGUUUGCCUCUGCUCCAGCACUUGUGUAUUGAUCCUGAUGUUACUCUCUGCUGAUCUCAGUCUGUUCACUCCAAUAGGAACUAAAAUGCACUUGUACAGUGAUCUCCUCUUAACUACUCGUCUCUACUUUCUAUGCAACAAAUGUAACUUUCACCACACUGUUUUACAGGAUAAAGGAUCUAAUUUGAUAUUUAUGAGAAUACAUUUUUAAUGUCUUACCUUUGUAUAUUUAUGUAAAAAGUUUGUGUUACCUCCCUCGAUGAAAUACAGAUUGAAAUGUUUUUGCUGAUCGAAUAACGGAGCUUCCCUGAGUUUUCCUUGAGUUCGUCUCUUAGUCUUUUCUUUAAGGAUGACUUC
Molecule: messenger RNA, 4836 nt
Organism: Seriola dumerili (greater amberjack)
Lineage: Eukaryota; Metazoa; Chordata; Actinopteri; Carangiformes; Carangidae
Gene: tesk2
Product: testis-specific kinase 2
Exons: 13
Coding region: 716-2590 (624 amino acids)
Biological process (GO): actin cytoskeleton organization; protein phosphorylation
Cellular component (GO): cytoplasm; nucleus
Molecular function (GO): ATP binding; protein serine/threonine kinase activity
Source: RefSeq, a predicted model, not a curated record